This is a messenger RNA of Aethina tumida (small hive beetle), 1603 nucleotides long. RefSeq names its product prostatic acid phosphatase. The record is from RefSeq and is a predicted model, not a curated record. The transcript has 3 exons. Bases 194 to 1255 code for a protein of 353 amino acids. Gene Ontology annotation, biological process: dephosphorylation. Lineage: Eukaryota; Metazoa; Arthropoda; Insecta; Coleoptera; Nitidulidae. Gene Ontology annotation, molecular function: phosphatase activity.
AUUCGUCAAUUUAUUCAAGUUUUAACCAAUUAAAUAGAUAAUAUUUAAAUGUUGAAGAUAAUUUUUAUACAUUUUAUUAAUAGAAAUCCAUCCACUUGACUGUAACAAAAAACAAACAUAUUUUAAUCAUAGGAUAAAUUCCACAUUUAACUGUCAACCCACGUAAUAACAUUAACAUUCGUGUUCGUCAAGCAUGAAGUUAAUAAUCGUGUUAGUUAGUUUGUUUGUUUGCGUUGUUUGUGAGGAACUAAUUUCCGUCACAGUGAUCUACAGACAUGGAGACAGAACGCCAACAAGUUUCUACCAAAACGACCCCUAUUCAAAUUUGACUUAUUGGCCGGAAGGAUUGGGACAAUUAACCAACGAAGGUAAACUAAGACAAUACUACUUGGGAAAAUGGUUGAGGAACAGGUACUCCGAUUUGCUGCCGGAAAGGUACAACCCCGGGGAUGUUCUGGUGAAAAGCGAUGACGUGGACCGUACGAUCAUGUCAGCACUUGCCAAUCUGGCAGGUUUGUAUCCUCCUAAGGAGGAACAGAAGUGGUCAGAUUUAAAUUGGAUGCCAAUCCCCAUCCACAACCGUCCUAAUGUUGAGGAUUCUCUUAUUUCCUUGGAGAAACCUUGCGACAAAUUCGAUAGUUUGUUUCAGGAGUUGAUGGAGGGUGAACACUUCAAACAAGUGGACAGGGAGUAUAAGAAAGUCUACGAGUACUUGACAGAGAAUUCUGGUACUCAAAUGGAAUCUUUACAAGCAGCUAAAGCACUCUACGCAACGUUGUCGAUAGAAGAACAAAGGAAUUUUACACUUCCCGACUGGACAGAAGACAUCUACCCAGAAAAAUUAAAGGAGAUGGCUGCAUUAAGUUUCCAAAGUUACGUUUUUACAGAUCCAAUGAUCCGUCUGAAGGUUGGACCGUUUUACCAUGAACUCAUAAGCAAUUUUAAAAACAUAAUUGAAGGCUUAACAAAUGUUAAAUUGUUGAUGCUUUCGGGCCACGACAAAAAUGUAUUUAAUGUAUUAGUAGGUUUGAAAGCUUUGGAGCCACAUGUUCCUCAAUUUGCCAGCACUGUUAUGUUCGAGUUGAAGAGGAAUAACGGAGAAUAUUAUGUGGAGGUUUACUACAAGCAAGGGAACGAGUUGGAGAAGAUUGAAAUGGAGGGAUGCCACUUGGAAUGUCGAUUUCAUGAUUUUAUACAAAUCAUGGAGAAAUUUACUGUUGAUCCUGUGACUUGGGACAAAGAAUGUCAAGAAUAGUGUUUUUAUUUUAUAUAUAAACAAUAAAAAAUACUAAUAAAAUGUGCAUAAAAAAUAAAAUGUGUUUGUAACUCAAUAUCUUGUAAAAUAAAAAAAAAUAAUUAUUAUUGUUAUUGUAUAAGCGUUAAAUUUGACUUAUAUAAUUAUAAUAUCUACUAUAACAACAAUAUCACUCGUUAUCAACAAUAAUAUUACAUACAUUCGUAACACCCUGUAUAUAUUUUGUACAAACUUUAAAUAACACCAACAGUAAAUGUAUCUGAUUUUACAUGUAUUUAUUUUAUAAUAUAUCAAAUUAUAAUCGUUAAAUUCUGUAUUGUUAUAAAAUAAAGAAAUAAUAAAAAAUAA